UACAAUCUUAAAAAUUCGUCUCUGUCUAUGUUAGGAAUGAAGCUGGUUUGUGAAUCGGAGAAACAUGAGUGGGCAAAGGAAAACAAAGUGGUUGGUUGUGGUUACGAUCCGAGGAAGAAGAAGGUUUACUUCACAGUUAACUCACACCUGGUUCAUGUUAUUAACUGUAAAGCAGACGAGUUCGGGACACCUCUAUAUCCCACUCUUGCUUCCAACACAGAGGCCAGAGUUCUUGUCAACUUGGGGCAAUCUCCAUUUUAUUACAGCCCGGCAAACGGGCAGCGGACAUCAAACCCAUGUGCUGGUGCUGUAGCCGGGCUCGAGGACAGCAAAGAGCUCUUCUCCAUUGGAAGAAUAGAUUCUCACUAUUUAAGUAAUUUUUUCAUUAACCGAGGAAAUAGUGACGAGAUUGCAAGCGGGAGGGCCACCGUGGGAAAUAGUCAUAGACGUAAGCUUGACUAUGACGAAGAAUCCGAUGCUGAUCUUUUUGAGAUUGCGCUUGAACGGUCUGGAAAACUAAAUCCGUCCAAGUUAUAACAAUUUAAAUGAAGAACAUGAUCCUCAUACAUUGUAUGCUUAUUGUACAAAUAACUAGAGACUCCAUGCUAAUGCCCCAUGCAAAUAGUCAUUGAUAAUCAACACUUGAACAUAGAAUUCUUCCUACCAUAUUUUAGUAGCUGUUGUUGAUCAGGAAUAAUGUUCGAGAUUUUAUGUGUACAUCUAAACAUUUAUGAAACUAAUCAAGGCUAUCACUCAACCGCAUCUUUGUCACCUAUGUAAACAACAUUCCUCAACAUU
This is a messenger RNA of Arabidopsis thaliana (thale cress), 798 nucleotides long. RefSeq names its product SPla/RYanodine receptor (SPRY) domain-containing protein. Lineage: Eukaryota; Viridiplantae; Streptophyta; Magnoliopsida; Brassicales; Brassicaceae. The record is from RefSeq and is marked reviewed. Bases 28 to 537 code for a protein of 169 amino acids. The transcript has a single exon.